Messenger RNA from Ceraceosorus guamensis, 4388 nucleotides. RefSeq lists its product as hypothetical. Gene Ontology annotation, biological process: monoatomic cation transport; transmembrane transport; intracellular calcium ion homeostasis. The record is from RefSeq and is a predicted model, not a curated record. The coding region runs from base 322 to 4257 and encodes 1311 amino acids. Lineage: Eukaryota; Fungi; Basidiomycota; Exobasidiomycetes; Ceraceosorales; Ceraceosoraceae. The transcript has 4 exons. Gene Ontology annotation, cellular component: membrane. Gene Ontology annotation, molecular function: monoatomic cation transmembrane transporter activity.
GGUGCAGCCCGCGAAUCCAAGCCGCGGUUAUCUCGCCCGCCACUUGGGUUGGAAGCGAGGUCCUGUGCAACGCGUGACUUGCUCAUCGAGUCCCUUCUCCACACGACAUCGCUCGCGCGUGCAGUCGUUGACAUCAAUGAGCCUGUUCGAGGCGUUCUCAUCUACCUUUCACCUCAUUUGCCUCACAUUACACUCUUGACUGCUUGCGGCAUCAAGGCUGGUUGCUGCCACUUACCAUUUGAAGCUCUGGCUGCGCCUGCCUUUUCAGCCCUCCAUGCAUUGACGACCGUCUCCCUCGAAAAGUUCACACCUGGCCGCAGCAUGGUGAAUGCAAGCUUUAGCAGCAGCGGCAGCGGCGUUGUCGGUGGCGGGCAAGGCAGUACUCGACCCAGGAGAGGCUGGGCGCUGGUCGGUCUCGUCGUUGCUGUGCAGCUCAUCUGUUGGCGAGGAGCCAAGCUGAGCGCACGCUCGUUGGACUCCCGUGCUGCGAAUCACCUGGGCUAUGCGUCAAGAGGAAGUCCUGCGAUUGAGUAUCCAUCACUCGUCAAGAGGCAGAUAUUGGAAGACGGUGCAGCUUCUCAGCACCAUGUGAACCUCGAGCCAGCAAGGCCACCCACCAACGAUGCAGCAGCCGGGUAUGACAGCGCCAAGCAUCACGACAAGGAUCACCACCAUCAUCACGAUGGCGACAACGACAAGAAGCACGACAAGAAGCACCACACUUCUUCGAGUCACAAAUCAAAGCAUACAACAACAUCCAAGCAUCGCAGCAGCAGCAGCAGCAGCAGCAGCAGCAGCAGCACCAGCACUAACACCAAGACAACUACCACUACCAGCACGACGAAAUCAAAGGAGCACAAACACAGCCCCACUGCCGAACCACCACCACAUGACCCCGAGCCGGCCCCGGAGCCGACGCCGGAUCCGAGGCCCGAGCCCACUGCGGGCGUGCCGGGAAGUGAUUGUCAUCCUAUCCCACUCGAAAGAGGAUCGACCGCAAGCUGCGCACACGUCAUCAGAAACUGUCCUCCCAGAGGGCACUUGGACUAUCUGAGGUUCUACUACUGCGCAGGCGUCCAGUCGGAAGCCUUGCGGCACGAGCUUGAAUGGUCCGCCAGUGACUCCAGCGCCUCUACAUCGCACAUGACGGGCAUGGGACAGAAGCUCGAGCUCGCACAGACCGAGGCCGUGUACUCGAAGAGACCCAUCUCGGCUGCCGUCCAGGCCAGUCGGACUGCGGCACUCACGCUCAUCAUCAUUUGGAUGCUCUUCUUGUUCUCUUCUGUCGGCAUCGUGGCGAGCGAUUUUUUCUGCCCCAAUCUGAGCACACUUGCAGCUCGGCUGGGACUCAAUGAAAGCACUGCUGGUGUCACGUUCCUGGCUUUUGGAAACGGCAGCCCAGAUGUAUUCUCGACAUUUGGAGCAAUGAAGUCGGGGUCUGGCUCGCUGGCAAUCGGGGAGCUGAUAGGCGCAGCCUCCUUCAUCGUCUCGGUCAUCUCGGGGUCCAUGAUGCUCAUUGCGCCUUUUCGCGUCAAGGCAUAUCCCUUCAUUCGUGACGUUGGCUUCUUUACCGUAGCCGUCACGAUGACCGUCGCGUUCCUUUUCGAUGGUCACCUGCGCUUCUCGGAAUGCAUAAGCUUAAUGAGCCUCUACAUGCUCUACGCCGCAACCGUCAUCAUUGGUUCCUGGUUUCAAGAGCGGCGGAGGAAGCAAAGAGCAGCGAUUGCUGCUGCGAGGGGCGAGUACAUCCAGUCUAGUCCUAGCAUCAACUCAACCCCGUUCCACGUCUCGCCGGAGAGGACGAGCGAGCGUGCGACGAGUGAAGGCAUGAUUAGGGGGCACAGUAUGCGAUCCGACCUGGAACGGACUGGCAAUCACCUAGCUGUCCCGGGCGGAGGGGGCUCACCUUACACUUCCCCUCUGAGUCUUUCCGAAUACGAUCCGGAUGCCGACCCGAUGGAUGUUUGGGGACAGGAAGUGCGUAAUACUGGCGGAACGAGCACUCCGACCAACUUAAGUCGACAACCAAGUCCGCAUGGCUCGCCGAGGAUAGGGCCCUCAGGCGCACCAUCUCCUGGUGCACUAUCAGCCUCGGCAUCCGCCAACCUGGCGCGUUCGCAAGCGCGCUUCCGAGCAGGAAUCGCAGCGAGACAUUCCCUGCUCGGAGCAGUGGAGUUCAGAGACGUGGUGCGCAGUCUCCAAGACGCGGCAGCGCCAGAUCGCAGUAUCGAGAUCUUCACAUCUAGAGACCCAGAGAGAUUUUUGCCUCACCCUGCUCAUCAACAUGCCACUCAUCGUUCAAUCAGACCGCGUCCUAGUCGACAUGCUCGAGGCGUGAGCAUGGGCGCAGGUCCGAUGACUGCUCUCGAAGGCCCCGUCGAAGCGUUCAAUUGGAACACGACGGGUGACGGUUCUUCAUCAGGCAGGGACCGAUCCAACUCCACAGGCGCAGCGCAGCGGCCUGCGCCUGCUCUGAACCGCAGUACAUCUGCUAUACCAAGCUACGGAGCAACUUCGACUUCACAGAACACGUUAUCUUCGACAAGAGCCAACAACGCUCAGACGAAGUCUUGGAUACGUGACACCAAUGCGAAUGCUGACGUCCGCCCCGCCCCUCUAGAUGCAUCAGUCGCGGUUGAUGAUCCAUGGCGGGAAGGCAGCUCGUUUGCGCAGCAGGCAGGCGUCCCCUUUCCCCCCCAUGAUGGCUUGCACAAGAGGGAUACUAGUGGGGGCAGCGCUUCGCAUCUCGACCUUCCUCGGAUACGGACGGAUGCUGGUCGCUCACGCUCGCCCGUGCCUUCCAUUCACGUGUCGAGUCAUGGUGAAGCAGAAGAGAGUAGCCUUCAGAAAGGCGCCAGCCAGUCCACUGGGCAUUCAAAGAGCACACUCCUCGGUCGUUCUAGGGACCCAACAGGCGCCUAUUCGCAACUCAUGAAGCCCAAAAAUUUUCACCGAGCCUUCGUACGCCCUUUACGACGCGCCUUGUUCCCAUCGCUUCGACACUUCCACGAGAAGUCCUGGCUGGGUGUAGUAGUGUCUCUACUCACCGCGCCGGCUUUACUUGUGCUCAACUUGACCCUACCCGUCGUCGACGACGAUGGAACUUCGCAGGUCGGAGAUGGGGAACUUGACCAUUCUGGAGAAGGAGCAGUACGCCUCGAGGGAGACGAGAGGCCCCUACAAGCGAGUGCGCCCUUCGCGGAAGGGGACGAGGAGCGCAUCAUUCAGCUCGGUGCAACCUCAAUUUCGAUGGGAUCAGAGGAGGACCCAUGGGCCGCCAGAGACCGAGAAGAAAAUCGCAAGCGGGACCUGGACGUGGCGAAGGCGCUCAAGGCGUUGCCACGGGGAGAGCAGUCCUUAGACGAUGCUGCGUCUGCCGCAACCGCGUCGGUAGAAGGGGCACAUCAAGGACACGGCGCCGACACGAUCACAGGAGAUGUGGAAGAUGUGGCAAGCGAAUGCGAGUCCUUUGACUCGCACAAAGCCGUCGGCUUCGCUGGGGCGCCUUUACUUCAGACGGUCGCGCAGUGCGCCUUGGCGCCGCCGUUCAGUGUCUGGUCGGUGACCGAUCCACGCGGCAAGGGACAAGGCUGGAAGAUUCUACUAGCGCUUCUGAUUGGUCUAUGCUUGGGCGUGAUCGUCUUCCUCAUCGGAAUCAGGGCAAGGAUACACGGAGGAGCCUGGAACUCGCGUCAGUCCAUUCUAGCUGCUGGCAUGGCGCGUUGCUGUCUCGGGUUUCUGGUCUCUGUCAUGUGGAUCAUGACCAUCGUGGAUGAGGUUGUCACCAUCCUGCAAACUGUUGGCGUCAUCAUGGGUCUCUCGGACGCCAUUCUGGGCUUGACCGUCUUUGCGAUGGGCAACUCGCUCGGCGAUCUCGUAGCAAACGUCACUAUAGCCCGGAUGGGUCAUCCGGUCAUGGCUAUUUCCGCAUGCUUCGCAGGGCCACUGCUGAAUCUUCUACUUGGAAUCGGCAUUUCGGGCUCCUACCUUCUCUCGGGCGCAUCAGCCUCGGCAGCAGGACCGCAGUGGGCAGAUGGCGUCUACCACAUCGACUUUAGCCCGACAUUACUCGUCUCGUCCAUGGGACUCCUGACCAUCCUGAUUGGCACGCUCAUCGCAGUGCCUUUAAAUGGUUUCUACCUCUCAAGACCGCUAGGGUGGACCUUGAUCGGCACUUAUGCUGUCAUCAUGACGACAAACAUCCUGGUCGAGAUCUUCUAUCAUCGCAAGCACAGCUACGAGCACCUCUCCAUCUGAUAGCUGGCUGGCGUCGGGCAGCUACCCUCUCGUACACACUCUACCUUAUCUGUAUAUACGACAAAGAUGCGGCUGUAUCAACACAUGGCAUGAAACAUUCAAAGAAAGUACAACACGAGCGUCAACGCGGC